Bufo bufo (common toad) is the source of this 2150-nucleotide messenger RNA. Its product is annotated as gastrula zinc finger protein XlCGF57.1-like. The record is from RefSeq and is a predicted model, not a curated record. Lineage: Eukaryota; Metazoa; Chordata; Amphibia; Anura; Bufonidae. The coding region runs from base 24 to 1625 and encodes 533 amino acids. The transcript is spliced from 2 exons.
ACAAGGAUGUGUACAAAGACGCCAUGAUGGAGGAGCACCAACCUCUUAUAUCACAGGAGAAUGCCAUUAAGGAAUUUGAGGAAAAACUAAUGUUAUCAAGAAAUUAUAAAGCAGAAGAUGAAGAUAUCAUGCAGUGCUCCUCAAAAGUAAACCAUAAUGUACAUCCAGGACUUCACAGUACAGAUAUGUCAUACAAUUCUCCUAAUCAUGAGGAACCUUCUCCUGACCAAUCGCAGAUUGUUUCCAGAAGUACCAGUCAAAAAGGGGGUAAAAGAGGUGGUAAAGCGUUCACAAACAGAUUAGAUCUUUCUACAUACAGAGGAAUUCACACAGGGGAGAAGAUAUACCCCUGUUCAGAAUGUGGGAAAUGUUUUACACGUAAAUCAAGUAUUGGUAGACAUAAGAGAAUUCACACAGGAGAGAAGCCAUAUUCCUGUUCAGAUUGUGGGAAAUGCUUUAAACAGAAAGGACAUCUUGGUAAACACCAGAGACGCCAUACAGGAGAGAAACCAUAUUCAUGUUCAAAAUGUGGGAAAUGUUUUGCAGAUGACACAAGUCUUAUUAGACAUGACAGAAUUCACACAGGGGAGAAGCCAUAUUCAUGUUCAGAAUGUGGGAAAUCUUAUGCAAAUAAAUCACAUCUUAUUACACAUGAGAAAACUCACACAGGAGAGAAGCCAUAUUCAUGUUCAGAAUGUGGAAAAUGUUAUACAAGUAAAGCACAUCUUGUUACACAUAAGAGAAGUCACACAGGGGAGAAGCCAUAUUCAUGUUCAGAAUGUGGGAAAUGUUUUACAGAGAAAGCACUUCUUGUUACACAUAAGAGAACUCACACAGGAGAGAAACCGUAUUCAUGUUCAGAAUGUGGGAAAUGUUAUACAAGUAAAUCACAUCUUGUUAAACAUGAGAAAAGUCACACUGGGGAGAAGCCAUAUUUAUGUUCAGACUGUGGGAAAUAUUUUAUAGAUAAAUCAAGUCUUGUUACACAUAUGAGAAUUCACACAGGAGAGAAACCAUAUUCAUGUCCAGAAUGUGGGAAAUGUUUUAUAUUUAAAUCAAGACUGAUUACACAUGUGAGAAUUCACACCGGAGAGAAACCAUAUACAUGUUCAGAAUGUGGAAAAUGUUUUACAGAUAAACCAAGUCUUAUUACACAUGUGAGGAUUCACACCGGAGAGAAGCCAUAUUCAUGUUCAGAAUGUGGGAAAUGUUUUAUAGAUACAUCACAUCUUAUUAGACAUAAGAAAAGUCACACAGGAGAGAAACCAUAUCCAUGUCUAGAAUGUGGGAAAUGUUUUACAGAGAAAUCAAGUCUAGUUACACAUGAGAGAAUUCACACAGGAGAGAAGCCACAUUCAUGUUCAGAGUGUGGAAAGUGCUUUACAAAUAAAUCACAUCUUGUUAGACAUGAGAGAUAUCACACAGGAGAGAAACCAUAUUCAUGUUCACAAUGUGGCAAAUGUUUUAUAGAUCAAUCAAGUCUUGUUAGACAUGAGAAAAUUCAUACAGUUAUACAGCUAUAUACAGUAAAGCCAAACAAUAUAACUAUGGACGAUUCACAGGUUUCCUUUCAGGUUGUAUAUUUGGAUAUUAAAGGUCCAUCGAUGCCACAUGAUGGUUUCUAGGAAACAUCUGGUAAAUCCUGUAUAGGAAGAUAUGUAUUUUUAAUGAUAUUUUAAAUCUUACAGUUAAAGCUGUAUUCUCAUCUUGCAACUUUAUGGCAUAGGCUGAGAGAGGUGGCAUGGUGUACAGAUACAGCCAAGCUCACUGUUAUUCUGUUUCAUCAACUCCCAUUCAUUUAUUUUGGUUGAAACAGUAAUACAGCUACUUUGGCUGUUUACAGAUACAGUUCCCAAACUUGGGACCCACAUCUUGGUUGUCUGAAAUUAAAAUAAAACAAUGUUGUUUUUUUAAUUAUAUUGAAGAUAAGGUUAUGUAGCAUUGCCCUGAAGUGAAAUCCUGUGUGACUAUCUACUGCUCGGACUUGUUCCUUGUGCUCCCAUCUGAAGAUGUGUUGAAGGAAGAAUUUAAAUUAAGAACACUCCGAGUUCCUCGAGGUUCUCUGUAACUAACCAUUUAGCGUACCGGUAAAUUGUCAUAGACUGGAAUAUUUUUGUCCUCGACGAUUGUUUAACAAUAAAGGGGUUUUA